Messenger RNA from Saccostrea echinata, 2971 nucleotides. Its product is annotated as tubulin alpha-8 chain-like. Gene Ontology annotation, biological process: mitotic cell cycle; microtubule cytoskeleton organization. The record is from RefSeq and is a predicted model, not a curated record. Bases 95 to 1459 code for a protein of 454 amino acids. Gene Ontology annotation, cellular component: cytoplasm; microtubule. The transcript has 8 exons. NCBI's taxonomy places the organism in Eukaryota, Metazoa, Mollusca, Bivalvia, Ostreida, Ostreidae. Gene Ontology annotation, molecular function: GTP binding; structural constituent of cytoskeleton.
CAAAAUUUGUCUGAUUCGCGUUGUUCUUAACCCGUUGACAUCCGUGAGGAAAAUUUUAAAAUUCGUUCGUGUUAUUCUCUUGAAAACUUUCGUCAUGAGAGAAUGUAUAUCUAUCCACGUGGGCCAAGCCGGGGUCCAGAUGGGCAAUGCAUGCUGGGAACUUUAUUGCUUGGAGCAUGGUAUCCACCCAAAUGGUCACCUGAUCUGUGACAAACCAAUCGCCGUCAACAACGGGGACGAGUCUUACAACACGUUCUUUAACGAGACCAGCGCGGGAAAACAUGUACCACGUGCGAUUUACGUGGACUUGGAGCCCAGUGUAGUAGACGAGGUCCGCUGCAGCAACUACAAACAACUGUUUCACCCUGAACAACUUAUCAGUGGGAAGGAGGAUGCAGCCAAUAACUACGCGAGGGGACAUUACACUGUAGGCAAAGAGAUCGUCGAUCUGGUGCUCGACAAAAUUAGGAAACUUGCUGACCAAUGCACAGGUCUCCAGGGAUUCCUCGUCUUCCACAGCUUUGGGGGCGGAACCGGAAGUGGGUUUUCUUCCUUGUUAAUGGAAAGAUUGUCAGUUGAUUACGGAAAGAAAUCAAAACUCGAAUUUGCAGUAUACCCAGCCCCUCAGAUAUCAACAGCCGUGGUAGAACCGUACAAUUCCAUCCUAACCACUCACACGACUCUUGAACACUCCGACUGUGCUUUCAUGGUCGAUAACGAGGCAAUAUACGAUAUUUGUCGGAGAAAUCUUGACAUAGAAAGACCCUCCUACAAAAAUCUGAACCGUUUGAUUGGCCAAAUUGUCUCCUCCAUCACAGCCUCACUUCGAUUUGACGGCGCGCUGAAUGUAGAUUUGACCGAGUUUCAAACUAACUUGGUGCCCUAUCCCAGGAUACAUUUUCCUCUAGUUACUUAUGCUCCAAUCAUUUCAGCGGAGAAGGCCUACCAUGAGCAGAUGUCGGUGCAGGAAAUCACCAACGCCUGUUUCGAACCCAGUAACCAAAUGGUCAAGUGUGAUCCACGGAAUGGGAAGUACAUGGCCUGUUGUAUGUUGUACCGUGGUGAUGUGGUUCCUAAAGAUGUCAACGCAGCCAUAGCGACGAUUAAAACAAAGCGCUCAAUAGAAUUCGUGGAUUGGUGUCCCACUGGGUUUAAAGUGGGCAUCAAUUACCAACCUCCCACCAUAGUACCGGGAGAUGACCUUGCGCAGGUCAAGAGAGCCGUGUGUAUGCUGAGUAACACGACCGCCAUAGCCGAGGCUUGGUCCAGACUCGACCAUAAGUUUGAUCUUAUGUAUUCCAAACGUGCAUUUGUACACUGGUACGUCGGGGAAGGUAUGGAGGAGGGAGAAUUUGCGGAGGCUCGAGAAGAUCUUGCUGCCUUGGAGCGGGACUAUGAAGAAGUGGGCGUCGACUCUGUUGAAAAUGGCGCGGAAGAGGACGAGACAGAGGAAUAUUAAAAGGACCAAGAUUUCAUCUCAUAUUUUACGUGUUGACUGUUGUUAUAUAUAUGUUUGCAUAGAAUAAAGGGAGAUUACUGACACACAAUGUAUCACUGAGAAGGGGAACAAACUGUUUCCGAUCGAGAAUGAUAUUUAAUGUAUUUCAAAUUUGAAAACUUGUCUCCAUUAGCUCAAUGUUUAUUGCAUUCCCAAUGUUUGCAACAGUUUACUCUUUUGACAUAUGUAAGUACUAACAUUAAAGGCACCAUACGUGUGUACUAGUAAUUAAUAAGUAUGUUUGCGAUUUGUAAUUCCUUUUUCAUCUUUUGAUUUCAAAUAGAAGCCUUUCGUAUUUGUUCUGUAAUGCUGCUGGAUGCUUGAUAUAUUUAUAACUGUUCAAUGUCUAAGUUGACUAUAGAAUUUAAUCUGUUUUUUAUGCCCCCGUAUCGAAGAUUCGGGGUAUAUAGUUUUUGCCCUGUCCGUCCGUCUGUGUAGCUGUCUGUUUGUCCGCAAAAACUUUAACAUUGCUCUUAAACUUUUGAUUGGUUGGAGCUUUGGCUUUCAUAUUUCACAUGUGUAUUCCUUGUGACAAGACCUUUCCUUGCGUACCAUCAUAUUUGACCUUUUGACCUUGACCUUGGAGUUUGACCCAGUUUUACAAAAUUUUUCCAACUUUAACCUUGGCCGUAACUUUUGAACGGUUUGUGCUAGGGCUUUCAUACUUCAUAUGUGUAGUCCUUGUGACAAGACCUUCCUUUGGAUACCAACAACUUUGACCUUGACCUUGGAGUUUGACCUACUUUUGGAAAACUUAAACCUUGGCCAUAACUUUUGAACAGUUGAUGCUAGGGCUUUCAUUCUUCACAUAUGGUAUCCUUGUGACAAUCCCUUCCUUUAGAUACCAAUAAUUAUAGCCCAUUGACCUUGACCUUGGAGUUUGACCUACUUUUUUGAAAACUUUAACCUUUACCAUUUCUUUUGAACCGUUGGUUCUAGGGCUUUCAUAUUUCACAUAUGCAAUCCUUUUGACAAGACCCUCCUUUAGAUACCAACAAUUAUAGCCCAUUGACCUUGACCUUGGAGUUUGACCUACUUUUGGAAAACUUUAACCUUGGCCAUUUCUUUUGAACGAUUGGUGCUAGGGCUUUCAUAUAUCACAUGUGUAUUUCUUGUGAGAAGGCCUUUCCUUGGGCACCAUGUAUUUUAACCCUGGCCUUGAUGUUUGACUUACUUUUGAAAAACUUUGACCUUUUCCAUAUCUUUUCAAUGAUUGCUGCUAGGGCUUUCAUAUUUCACAGGUGUAUUUUUCGGUACAAGACCUUACUUUAUGUACCAACAUAUCUGAUUUGCAUUUGAGAAAGUUUAACCUUCGCUAUAAGUUGUCAUACGGGGGCAUCAGUGUUUCACAAACACAUCUUGUUUUAAUCUGCUAAGGUCAUCUUUGAGUGCACGUGCACGAGUGAUUAGUCAGAAUUAUUUGCAUUUUGUGUAUUAUGCUCCUCAGUAAUAAAAAAGAAUCGUAUUAUAAAA